AUGGUUGCGCUCACUGUUCAGCGUCAGAUACAUGGAGUGAACUUCCCUUGUGUGCAGGUGCUGUAUUUCCUGGAGCCAAUCCGAUGCCUGGUGCAGAAUCACCUGUGUCAGAAGGAGUUCUGUCUGGCCUGUGAGCUGGGAUUCCUGUUUCAUAUGCUAGACCUGUCAAGAGGUGACCCCUGCCAGGCCAGCAACUUCCUGCGUGCGUUCCGCACAAUCCCAGAAGCCUCUGCGCUAGGGCUGAUCCUGGCCGACUCGGACGAGCAGACCGGCAAGGUAAACCUGGGCCGCCUGAUCCAGAGCUGGAACCGAUUCAUCCUGACCCACCUGCACCAGGAGACGCAGGAGCAAGAGGGGCCGCAGGCCUACCGCGGAGUCAGCAACAGUGCUUUUGGCUCUUCUGGGGAGUCUGUGAUUGGUCGUCUGUUUGGCUGUGAGGUUGAGAACAGCAGCACCUGUCGCUGUGGGAAGGAGACGGUGCGCUCCUCCUUGACUCUGCUCUUCACAAUGCACUACCCGGACCUCAACACUGCUGACAAAAUUAUAAAGGAGUACGAUUUUUCUGAAAUCCUAAAGAGAAGUAUUUGCCUGGAGCAGAACACACAGGCGUGGUGUGAAAACUGUGAAAAAUACCAGCCCACGGUCCAAACCCGCAACAUCCGUUGCCUGCCUGACGUUCUGGUCAUUAACUGUGAGGUGAACAGCACCAAGGAGGCGGAGUUCUGGGAGGCCCAGGCCGAGUAUGCCUUCAAAAAGGCCAUGAAGAAGGAAGAGAUGGAACCGCCAAAACCGAGAGAACCCAACCCCCCUGAGUGGGAGGAGCUGUGCACUGUGGAGGGGCUGAGCCUCUACACUUCUGUAGAAGAGCUGAGGCAUGUUUGGAUCCCACUGUCGCUGAAAAUGACCAUGAACAAGAAUAAAGAGCUGGAGGUGAUGAGCUGGAGCGAAGGGGAGGAGUUGAGCUCCUCUGAAGAAGCACAGGGUGCUGUGGUGUAUGAUCUUGUGGUCACGGUGCCUCACGUCCUAGACCCUAGAACUGGUGGAAACCUAGUGGCACACAUCAAAGUGGGAGAGACCUACCACCAGAGGAAAGAGGGAGUGACUCACCAGCAGUGGUAUCUAUUCAACGACUUUCUCAUCGAGCCCAUCGACAAGUGCGAAGCAGCACAGUUUGACCUGAGCUGGAAGGUCCCUGCUAUCUUGUACUACACAAAGAGGAACUGCCACUCCAAAUAUGACCUGCGAAUAAAGAACCCGAUCGAAGCCAGUGUGCUUUUAGCUGAAGCCUCUCUAGCCAGGAAGCAGCGCAAGAGCCACGCCACCUUCAUCCCUCUGAUGCUGAAUGAGAUGCCUCAGGCUGGGGACCUCGUGGGGCUGGACGCUGAGUUUGUGACACUGAAUCAGGAGGAGGCGGAGCUACGCAGUGACGGCACCAAGUCGACCAUCAAGCCAAGCCAGAUGUCUGUGGCCAGGAUUACCUGUGUACGAGGACAGGGGCCCAACGAGGGGGUUCCCUUCAUCGACGACUACAUCUCUACACAGGAGCAGGUUGUGGAUUACCUAACUCAGUACUCCGGGAUC
Polyodon spathula (Mississippi paddlefish) is the source of this 1581-nucleotide messenger RNA. Its product is annotated as PAN2-PAN3 deadenylation complex catalytic subunit PAN2-like. NCBI's taxonomy places the organism in Eukaryota, Metazoa, Chordata, Actinopteri, Acipenseriformes, Polyodontidae. The annotation marks the transcript as partial. Gene Ontology annotation, cellular component: P-body; PAN complex. Gene Ontology annotation, biological process: nuclear-transcribed mRNA poly(A) tail shortening. The record is from RefSeq and is a predicted model, not a curated record. The transcript is spliced from 14 exons. Gene Ontology annotation, molecular function: nucleic acid binding.